ACCUUACAUACGGCGCUAAGAGCGCAGGCGCAGGACAGGUCGGUAACGGCACGAUUGUUGACUAGCGUAUGGAACGCAAAUCCUACGUGAUGACGUAGUUCCGGGGGCGGCGCCAGCUGUGCGCGUCAUUGCAAAUAUGGCUGUCAAUAUGAACGUGGGUGAAGUGGUGGAGGCGCUGAAAAUACUACUAACACCUAGAGAAUCUGGAAUUAGUGCCAAUAACAGUGAUAAACAGGCCGCCUUACUCAGCACCUUACAGUUUAAUGUUUCUGCCUUGGAAGAAGAACUGAAGCAAGCCUCUAAGUGGGAGACCCUAGUUACUUUACAAGACAGAGUCUAUAAAGAUGCCCCAUGGCUAAAUGAAAGUCCACAAUCUCAAAUAGAUCCAUCAUGGAAGUUCACUUCAGAAGCCCUGCUUCUUCUGCUAUGUCUUAAGGAGUGUAUGAUCGACUUGGCAAAGACUUUUCAACCCUCUAAACCCAACAUGAGGACUCCUGAGGCAGCCCCUUCUCUGAGUCCAGAUACCCUUAGCAUUUCUCAGCAAAAGACUGUGCAAUCCGCUCUGCAGUUUGUAGUGUCUUUGGGAAUCUGCCCAUAUCUUCUUCCAGGGAUUGGCCUUCCUUUACAGCAUCGAUCAGGAUUUGGAGCACUUGUGUGUUCGGUGGUUACAUGUGAUUUGCCACAAGUUCGUACACGUAGGCUGUACAUUACAUGUAUGUCCUUGUUGAAAGUGUCUCACCAUUCAUCUCUAGGAAGCCUGCUCUUUACCCAGCAUCUGGGAGACGUUAUGGCCGGACUUUGUCAGCUUGGAUACUGCCCGACCAAAGCUACAGCUGAUCAGGGCAUGAAGACUCUGACAGAGUUUGAUAGGGGCCAGUGCAAGGAGGCUUUGAGAGAACUCCUGGAUCAGUUAUACCAGCCACUUGUUAUCAGAGAGCUGCUUAUCUUGCAGGGAGGCCCUAGACAGGGUCCUCGUCCUUCUGGUGCUACAUCUCCACUGCAGAGAGCCCCAGCUCCUGCCUGGUUACGGCGCCUCUCUGGACAGUUGCUGUCUGAAAGAUUGAUGAGACCUAAUGGAGUACAAGCUGUAGUACGUGGGAUCCUGGAAGAUGCAGGAGCUGGUGUAGCAGGGGGUCGUGAAGCUGAAGCUGCUGCCAGCAACUGGAAGAAGUGUGAUGCUAUAGCAAAGGUCUUGGCUUCAUGUCCUCAGCAGUCGGUUAGUGUUGAGGAGUAUUACCGCAUAGUUUGUCCUCAGAUCCUAGACUUGCUCCACAUCCAGAACUCCUUGACAGCUCGACAGUUUCAAAGAGUUGCCACUGAAACUUUCCUUAAGAUGGCACGGGAUCAGCCUCAGCAGGCAGAGAAAUAUUUAGUUCUACCCAUGCUAAAACCCCUAAUGCAUUGUACCAUGACUGAAGCAGAGAAGUCUCCAGUCCCUGGAGAGACGUUGGUGUCUGAAUCCUUAUUGUCACAAUGUAUUGAAGACAUUGUUAAGGUGUUUGUAGUGGGCAAUGAUGCCACAGUUGCCAUAUUGAAUUCCAGCAGACAAGUCCUCUCAGUCGUCUUUUCCCUUUACUGUUUUGCCAGGCAGAAUGCAUCCCACGUAAGGUCUUCAUGUCAGGAUAUCCUUCUUUGGUUCCUAGAGAAGUCAGACAGAGAAUUAGCGGUGUCUGCACUGGCUGGAUUGUGUGGCUUGGAAUCCUCUCUGGCAUCUUUGCCUCACUAUUGCCAUAUCAAGCCUGGGAGUCAAGGAGGAGCAAUGAUCAUUGUAAAGGAAGACCAGAGUGAGGAUGAUGAUGAUGCCCUGUAUGACAAAGUGACUGGAGAGCAGUGGAGGUUGGAGUGUUUAGUGGAUUUACUCUCCAUUAAUCCUUGCACAGGACUAGCAGCUGAUUUAUUUCUGUACUGUCUUAAGAGGCUGACCCCUAUUUCUGCCGGAGAAGAAGGACCAGACCUCAGUACUAGUCCAGAGGAUAGCCUCUUAGAUAUAGAGCGUAAGCUCUCACUCCGUUAUCAAUCUCAAGAGAAACAGCUUCAGCUUCUUCAGGUUUUGUCGGUGCUCUGUGAGAGGAUCUCUGACUCCAUUUUUACAGAUGUCAAGCAGGUAGUGGAAUUUGUUACGAUGACUCUUGAGAGGGCCUGUACCAGCAUUGCGACCUCAGAAGGAGGUACUGUGGCAUCUCAGACACUCAGUAUGGCUAUGGGACUGAUAGCUGCCAUGUUAGGAGCAGUAGAGUUGACUUCAACAGAUUUUGACCAUUUGAAGAGAUUGAUUCCAGUGCUGGAAAAAGUAAAGGAAUCCCACCCAGAGCCAGUAAUUCAGGAGCUGGCUAGUGACCUACGAGUUACCAUUGCCACACAUUGUGCUGUUCCCCUAACAAGCAGGAUACCUAAUGACCUUGACACAGAGAAAAAGGACGCAAAGCAGUUAAGGCAAAACAGAGAUUCUGAUGUACAAAACAUACAAGAGAUGCUUAGCUCAGCCAAAGAUUCGGAUGUACCAACUAGGGCAGCAGCCCUGCGGUCUCUUACCCGUCUCCUGGAGCAAAGGCAUCCUCAAAUACUAGAACACAGGGAGCAGAUUGUGCAGCUCUUUGUGAAGAAUUUGGAGCAGCAAGACCCCUUUGUGUAUCUAUCAGCAAUACAAGGCAUUGCUGUACUGUCUAGGGACAUCCCUGAGCGCAUCCUGCCUAUCCUUCUAGCACAGUAUGAGACUGCAGUGUCACCUAAAGCAAAGGCAACAGCUCCAGAGACUAGGAUGAAAGUAGGAGAAGCACUGAUGAGAUGCACAAGGACUCUGGGUGACAUGGUUCUCCAACACAAAGACACAUUGAUUCACGCCUUUCUGAAGGGAUGUCGAGACACAGACAGCUCUAUAAGAGCAAGCAGCCUUUCUAACUUGGGUGAAUUGUGUAAGCAACUGCAAUUUUCCUUGGGUCCUGUAAUUCAUGAAGUGACCUCGUGUUUAUUGGCUGUGAUUCACACUGACCCAGAGGCCCAAGUGAGGAGAGCAGCCAUCCAUGUGAUUGUCUUACUUCUAAGAGGGCUCAGUGAGAGGGCAACUGAGGUGUUACGUGAUGUGCUACUGGACCUGUACCGCUUGUUAAAAUUUGUGGUGCAGUGUGACAAGGACUCCGUAUCCGUGCUUCAUGCCCAGCUGGGAUUGGAGGAAUUGGACAGCAUCAUGAGAGCUUGUCUGUUUCCUCCUCAGAAACUGGAGAAGAAAAUAGUGGUUUUGCCUUAAGACAUAUAAAACAUUAUUCAGAUGUAAAAAGAAGCUUUUUUUACGCACAAAUCUCAGCACCUAUUGCACCAGUAAUGCAGACUUUCGUGUAUGUUAGAUAUACCAGCAACAUGUUAAAUCAAUGAUGUUUCUAUGCUUUGUCCAAAUCCUGCAAAGUGGCCAUAUAUACUAUCUGAAAACUGGGCUGUAUAGUAAGGGAGAAUGACGAAGGUUUCUAAAAAUAAGACCUCUACCAUAUAAACACUGAAAUGUAAAUGUAAUUAACACAGUUGAUCCCUAAUGUAUAGGAAAAGGUGAGAAUUGAAGAUUUUUUUUCUAGCCUUCAGUGAAGGAAAAUAUGGAUUUUAUGAAAGAAAGGAGACGAACAUUAUGCUAUCAUCAAGCAAUGAAAACGUUUUACAGAAAGAAAAAAUUUACAUACAUUAUGCAAAUGAACAUAUAGUCAACAGCCAAUAGCAGGACAACCUAUGUAAUAAAGUG
This is a messenger RNA of Hyla sarda, 3724 nucleotides long. It is a transcript of the gene TANGO6, whose product is annotated as transport and golgi organization 6 homolog. Gene Ontology annotation, biological process: protein secretion. Gene Ontology annotation, molecular function: protein binding. NCBI's taxonomy places the organism in Eukaryota, Metazoa, Chordata, Amphibia, Anura, Hylidae. The record is from RefSeq and is a predicted model, not a curated record. The coding region runs from base 137 to 3244 and encodes 1035 amino acids. The transcript has 18 exons.